This is a messenger RNA of Rhododendron vialii, 738 nucleotides long. Its product is annotated as abscisic stress-ripening protein 2-like. Lineage: Eukaryota; Viridiplantae; Streptophyta; Magnoliopsida; Ericales; Ericaceae. The record is from RefSeq and is a predicted model, not a curated record. The transcript has 2 exons. Bases 162 to 476 code for a protein of 104 amino acids.
ACCGUGUGAUGACGGAGUCUUUGCCCUAAAAUAACUUAUAAAUACCAAUACCGAUGAGUCUCUCUAAAUCAUCAAUCAAAACCUUAUAAGUUUAUACUAUACCAUCUUCAUCAAUUAUUUUUAAGAUCCUUUUGUUGUGAUUUCUUGUAAGAACCACCACAAUGACCGGAGGGAAGCACCACCACGGCCACCACGUUCAGGAAGACAGCAAGCCAAUUGACUAUGCGAAAGAGGUUAAACACCACAAGCAUAACGAGCACCUCGCCGAGCUCGGUGCUAUUGCUGCCGGCGCUUUCGCCGUGCAUGAGAAGCACAUGAUAAAGAAAGAUCCAGCACACGCCCACAGGCACAAGGUAGAGGAGAGAAUCGCAACUACAGUCGCUGUUGCAGCCGGUGGAUACGCAUUGCAUGAGCACCACGAGAAGAAAGAAGCAAAGAAACAUAUGAAGCACCACCACGGCCACCACUUCUUUUAAUAUUCUUAUUUUUUUGUAAGGAUCGAUUUUAUUUAUUAUUUACGAAAUUGAUUAGCAGUGAUAUUGAUCAGCAACUGCUCUAAAUAAAUAAACGCCUGCGUGCGUUGUUUAAUUUAUUCUUGAUUACUAGGUCUCUACCUUUUUGUGAUAUUGAGAUCUAGUAAUAGUGGAGUAAUAUCUAAUUCUGUUUUCAUGUGAUGUGUUUGUAAAGAGUAUAUUUGUUUAUGAAUGAGUAAAUCCAGUGUUUUAAGUUCUCAUUUCA